UUACAACUGUAGGUCCACAAAUUUUAGGAUAGGCUGCUCACUUUUUGGCUGCCGUUGUGAUCUAGAUUGGAACACAACCCUACAAGCAACUGUCGCGCGCGACGAACUCCGUUUUACGACAGUUGUUAGUCCUCGCAAAACUGAUUUUCCGACAGUGACUUGAAAGUACCACGGCGGUGAAUAAGCCUUUUUCCAUUGUCGACGCUCGUUUCGAAAACAAGUUUUAAAUUAUUACAGCAAGAGACAAUUACAUUUAAAAAAAAAUAUUCUGAACGCGUGUAUACUGGGUGUAGACCGUACGCAGAUUUUUUUAUCCAUACGAUUCUGUCGUUAGUGAAGUUGAAACUCGAGGCCCAGCGAACGGAGCAGCUCGGAAGAAAAAAGUUUUGUUAUUGUCAUGUGACGUGAUACGCAUGUGGCGAUAAAGUGUGGUUAUUCUCUCGGUCUAUUUACACACAGUUAUUUGAUUUCAGCGUACAAGUUCUAUUUUCAAAGCAUGCCUCAACCAAAAUAUAGAAAGAUCGCAGUUUUGGGGUACCGGUCAGUAGGAAAGUCCUCUCUCACUAUUCAGUUCGUGGAAGGGCAGUUUGUAGAUGCAUACGAUCCUACAAUUGAAAACACUUUUAAUAAAAUGGUGUCUGUGAAUGGACAAGACUUUAAUCUUCAGCUGGUUGACACUGCUGGACAGGAUGAGUACUCAAUUUUCCCACAGUCUCAUUCAAUGGACAUUCACGGUUAUGUUCUGGUGUACUCUGUCACCUCAAUGAAAAGCUUUGAAGUGGUUCAGGUUCUGCAUGACAAACUGCUUGACAUGGUUGGAAAAAUACAGGUGCCUACUGUUUUGGUUGGAAAUAAAAAAGACCUUCACAUGGAAAGAGUUAUUAAACCAGAAGAAGGCAAGAAGUUAGCUGACUCUUGGGGAGCUGCCUUUAUGGAAUCAUCUGCUAAGGAAAACCAGACAGCUGUAGACGUUUUUAAGCGGAUUAUUUUGGAAAUGGAGAAAGCGGACGGAAAUGCCCCGCCUGAGGAGAAGAAAUGUUGCGUGAUGUAGAUGCUGCUCUCUUUCAGAAACACACAGCAAGCUUCCUGGCCAAAGUUAAGAGUGACAUCAUCACCAGUCAGCACGAUGCAGUGUGGUGGUGGGACUGCCGUUCUAACACUCUACCCACUCCUCACAGUAGACGGGAAGAUUUAUAUAUGAAUUUAUAUGAAAUUGAGAAAAGCACCAAGAAUGGUAGGCUGUCCCAGGAAAAAAAAAAUCCCCCGAAAGGAAAACAAGUAUCUCUAGCCUCAAUUACACUACUGUUCAUUUUCAAUCAAAAUACUUAAAGGUGCGUUUAAAGUGAAUUGUAAAAGCCUCCAGUGUUUUAAUUGCACCUCUUAAAUUCAAGCUUUGUUACAAUGUUGGGCCCCAUCUAAUAACCUCUGUGCCAUAGGGAUUUGUUGAAUGAACUAUGACCUGGUCAACUCUUGCUGGAUAACAUGCCUUCAACAUAGCAUGAACAAAUGAAUCAUGACCUAUAAAUCCUUUUCAUCCAUCUAUGAUUUAAUGUGCCGAACCAUGUGCCUGAUGCGUUCUGGGUGACGUGAGUGGGGAGGUGUUAUCCUUGCCACAGCAAAUAUUGAGGCCUAAAGCAAGUGCACAUCCCCCCCCCCCCCCCCCAGGUUAAACUGAAUUUUUUAUUCACCCUUGUAUUAUUAUUGUCUCUACAUAUGAUUAGAGAUGUGGGUUUUUUAAACAAUUGUGUUUGUCAUUUUGGUCUAGUAUACUUCUGGUUCAUGCUACAGCAACUGUGUAUGUAGGAUUUAUAAGAAAUUUAGUUAUAUGUGGUGCAGUCAAUAUACCAAAGCCAGUGAUCACCAUGAAAAUGGUUUUUAAACAAAUACUUUGACUUUUAUGCCCCAGGAAUAAUGUAGUUGGUUUGUUUUUGCUUUUGAGGUGAAGCGAUUAAUCAGGUUUUAUGGCAUGGUAUAGGAUAAAUUAAGAGUUGAUUAGUUGUUUAGUUUCAGAUCAGGCAUAAACUUCAUCAUUGUACAGCAAAGUCUGAAAAAUAACAUAUCACCUGAACGUAAUCUGCUGAAAUUUGAAAAUUCAACAAAAUCAUAGAACCCGAUGCUUCAGAAAUGAAUAAUUUCUUGAAUAUUUUUUUUUAAUAAAUUCAAAUAUGUCAGAACAUGUAGUUCUCCAUUAAGAACCAUUUAAAAGCAAAGAAUUUGUUCUGGGAGAAAGUUAGUUCAAAGCAGCUGGAAAAUAAGCCAACAGUAAGUUAGCAGUAACAUAAUGUUGCUGUUUGGAAAGAGAAAGCCCUAACACCUGAGGUGGAGGUGGGGAUGCUCAUUUAAAUUCAAAGGCAAUGCUGUCAAAACCAUAAUAUCAAAUAUCAAAUACAAGUGCAAUUGUUAUUAAUUAGCAACUGUAUUAACAGUCUGAUAAUAAAAUACCACAGUGUUAUAGAUUGAAACAUUUUCCAUGUUGAUAUGAUGUUUUCCAUAGAAAUUUCCUAGCAUGUUUAUUUAUUGGUGUCAUAAGUUUUCAGGUAUGUGGUCUGAGAAAGUCUUCAGCACAUUUAUGGAUCUACAAAGCACAUUGUUUACUGGACUAAUGGAAUUGGAUUGGUCUUCUUGAUUGGUUUGAUUUAACUUCAGAUUAGCAAUAUUGUGGAAAUCCUGCAUAUUGAAAACUAAAAUAUUUUAUGCUUAGCUCUUUGCUUUAAUUCUGAGCUGUUUUUCUCCAUAGUAGGGAAACUUGAUUGUGUCCUUUUCGGGGUGCUGAAGGGGGGCAUUGUUGUCUUUAUUUUGAUUAGGGGGGAUAACUGAUAAUUUAAGAAAGAUGCUGUGUUAAGUGCCUUUACCCCGAAACCACCUUUGGUCUGUGCUCAUGUCCAAGCAGUGAACCUUUUGUCCUGUAUUCCUUAUGCAGUGUAACAUCAAAACUCCAUACUCAACUCAUCCAGCAUCAGAUUGCAACAUUUAUUCAUCUUAUUCAGGCUAGUAGCUUAGUGCUACAUCGAUCACGUGGUCUUGGGUGCACAUGUCAAGAUGGGUAUAAAAUUACAUGACAUAAUAGGUUAUUUUAAAAUCAAUCAUAAUCUUUUAGCAAAAAAUGGCUAUUUCUGGAAGUCAGCAUGAUAACAGACAAAGCUUGGCAGCAUACAACUAAGCAGGUAGUUACCCUUAGAUUACUGUUAGAGGGAGGAAAGUCACCAGCAUCCUUUCGGUUAUAAAAUAUUCAGACACAUUAAAAUUCCUUCAAGUUCAUGGUGCUCUUUAAGGGUUCUUUUCAAUGUCACCUAAAGUUUGUAUUUAUGGGGAAUCCUCUUGUGAUAUGCCCCUCAACUUCUGAGUCUGUGCUGUGGGGGUCAUAAUUAAUUCAGAAAAUCUUGCUGUAAACAAUUUUGUAUAUACAAAUAAAAUCUUUACUCCUUUAAA
This is a messenger RNA of Ictalurus furcatus (blue catfish), 3429 nucleotides long. It is a transcript of the gene rhebl1, whose product is annotated as Ras homolog, mTORC1 binding like 1. Gene Ontology annotation, biological process: small GTPase-mediated signal transduction. The record is from RefSeq and is a predicted model, not a curated record. Gene Ontology annotation, molecular function: GTPase activity; GDP binding; GTP binding. NCBI's taxonomy places the organism in Eukaryota, Metazoa, Chordata, Actinopteri, Siluriformes, Ictaluridae. The transcript is spliced from 8 exons. The coding region runs from base 497 to 1051 and encodes 184 amino acids. Gene Ontology annotation, cellular component: plasma membrane.